AAUUCGAACUACAAUAGUUCUGCAAUUUUCUUUUAAUUUACAGUUAAUCCUACAAUAAUUUUGUAUUUGUUAAAAAAUAUUCGUGAGCUAAAGCGGUUCAUAAUGUCAAAUUCAUUAUCCGACCAUAGUUCUCUUGGUAGCAUGUGUGAAGAAGUGCGCCCGUCUUUUCUACGUGCGCGUGAUCCAUCCGUAGAUCGAUGUUUUCGGCCGCGACCAGACCGACAAGUAAGACUCUUCGAUGAAAUAAAAGAGGAAGGCCAAACUGAAUAUAGCAGCGAUGCCGACGUUUCAUCAUCUUAUGAAGACAUAUCCGUACCACUAAGUGAAGCGAGCAGUGAUCUAAGCACAGACUCAAAUGCUGCUUUAGUAUAUUUACGUUUGAAACCAGUUACACAAAUAUCAACUUCGUAUACAAUUUCAACUGCGGGUAAUGUGCUUGUAACUGGGCCUCCCAAUGAUGCAUCAACAACAAGCAACAACAAAAGUAAAAUAGAACAGCAUUAUAGUUUCUCGGCAGUGUUUGAUAGCGCCGUAAAACAGGAUGAAGUGUAUCGUAUUUGUGUAGCACCACGCAUUGAAAACCAGACUGACAGCUUUACAGUGCUGACAUACGGCACCUCGGGUUCGGGCAAAACAUUCACAUUGCUCGGUACGCCCAGCAAGCCAGGCAUUGUGCCACGUGCAGUAGAGAAUAUAUUCCGUAUGAAUGCGUCCAAUAUUUACCCACAACCUGCACUUAAAUUAGAGAAAGGUUGUGCCUGCAUUUUAGACGAUGAAGCGCUAGCCCGCGAAGAAAACAUGCGUCAGACGUUGCUGGAGUCAUGCGUUGGACUAAACGCAGACCAUGAGCUGCUGGAGAAAACGAUAAAAUCAGAGCAUGACUUUCAAACUAUCGUGCAGGAUGAAGUAUCCGUAUUCAUUUGGAUAUCAUUCGUGGAAAUAUACAAUGAAUUGGUAUUUGAUUUGUUAGCACCACCGUCACAACAGCCAAAAACCAGCCAACAAAUGGCCCCACCACAACGAAAGGGUCUAAAAAUUGUUACAAACGACGGCAAAGUUUUCAUACAAGGUCUAACCUCAGUUUAUGUGAAAUCGUGUUCAGAAAGCCUGAAAUUGUUACACUGGGGUCUACAACAUGUUUCUUAUGCAUCCACUUCUAUUAAUGCUAACUCGAGCCGCUCGCAUUGUAUAUUUUUUAUUGACAUAAUUAAAUACUACAGCACCGGUGUGGUUGUCGAUACUUCCUACAAAUUCUGCGAUUUAGCGGGUUCUGAACGUUUAAGUAAAACACGUAACGUUGGUUCGCGUCUCAACGAAGCUAAAGGUAUUAAUACGUCACUUAUGACGCUCGGGCGCUGUCUGGAUGCAGCUAAUAAUAAUAAAAAAUUGAAAACCAAGGGCCAGGUGAUACCAGUGCGUGAAUCGAAAUUAACAAUGUUAUUACAAAGUGCCUUGUUAGGCAAAGAAAAGCUCACAAUGAUAGUGAAUGUCACACCCAUGGACACAUUUUAUGAAGAAAACAUGAAUGUGCUGCGAUUUUCUGCAAUUGCUAAGAAUAUUACAUUCAAACAGCCGCCAAAACCAGUGAAUAAGUCGCGUUAUUCGUUUGUUGUUGAGAAGGCUAAGUCAGCUGCUGAAGAGAACAUAUUUUUACGCAGUGAGGUGGAGCGUUUGCAAUCGGAAAUGCAAUAUCGUUUACUCGAACAAGAACGGAUUUUGCGCAAGGAACUGGUCGAGUCAUUUGAGAAGAAAUUGGAGGAAAAGCAGAAGGAUCACGAGCAAAGCUUGAAGCAUGAACUACAAAUGCAGCAACGUUUGCAUGAUUUAAAGAUCGCUUCGCUCAAACGACAAUAUGAAAAUCAAAUUGAAGAUCUGCGCGAUCAACUCGAAGAAGAGGAAACAGAAAAGAAGCGUCGUACAUUAGAAUAACAGUAGCUAAAUUAGAAUCACUAUUUAAAUAUAUUUGUGUAGAGUAUCUUUUGUUAUGUUAGUUAAACUUUAUUACAUUUAUUGUAUGUGCUUUUAAAUUAUUAAAAUGUAAUUUCGUUUCCUACUUUUUAUACUGACA
Molecule: messenger RNA, 2068 nt
Organism: Bactrocera neohumeralis
Lineage: Eukaryota; Metazoa; Arthropoda; Insecta; Diptera; Tephritidae
Gene: sub
Product: kinesin-like protein subito
Exons: 5
Coding region: 103-1929 (608 amino acids)
Biological process (GO): microtubule-based movement
Cellular component (GO): nucleus; microtubule; kinesin complex
Molecular function (GO): ATP hydrolysis activity; microtubule motor activity; microtubule binding
Source: RefSeq, a predicted model, not a curated record